Trichoderma virens Gv29-8 is the source of this 972-nucleotide messenger RNA. RefSeq lists its product as uncharacterized. Bases 1 to 972 code for a protein of 323 amino acids. The transcript has a single exon. The record is from RefSeq and is a predicted model, not a curated record. NCBI's taxonomy places the organism in Eukaryota, Fungi, Ascomycota, Sordariomycetes, Hypocreales, Hypocreaceae.
AUGGGUCUUGGAUACGAUCCCGACACUGACGUGCCCAACCUCUCGGGCAAAGUCAUUCUCAUCACUGGAGGCAAGUCUCAUCUCGUCGCGCCUGAUGAACAAGAAUUGACCGUCAAGCAAAUAGGCACCAGCGGCAUUGGGAAAACCACCGUCCUUGAGCUCUCUAAACACAGCCCGGAGCACAUCUACUUCACUGGCCGCAACGAGAAAUCAGCCGCACAAGUCAUAUCCCAGUGUGCCACCCCUUCAAGCGUGACGUUUCUCCCUUGCGAGCUCGACAGCCUCGACAGCAUCCGCGAUGCCGCGGCAAAGUUCCACCACAGUCGUCUAGAUGUCUUCAUCGCCAACGCAGGGAUCCUAGCCGUCCCGGCUGCUGUCACAAAGGAUGGCUACGAAAUCCAGUUUGGAACUAACCACGUCGGUAACACGGCGCUGCUACUCCGUCUUCUGCCCAUCAUGCUGCGGACGGCCAAGGAGGUGCCAGACGCAGACGUGCGGUACGUGACGGUGACGUCGCUGGGCUACUUCACGCACCCGCUCAACGGAAUAGACUUUGACGGUCUGAAAUCCAAGCAGGAGAAUCUGCUGCUGGGCAGGUGGGCUCGCUACGGCCAGAGCAAGCUGGCCAACCUGUUGCUGGCGCGGGAGCUGGGCAAACGGUAUCCGCAGAUCACGAGCGUGGCUAUCCAUCCGGGCGUGGUCAAGACGGAGAUGAUUACUGGCCUGGGGAUGUUUGACAGGAUACUCAUCUUUGGCAUGGCUCCGCUGGGGAUGCUGACGCCGCGCGAGGGGGCGUAUAACACGUUGUGGGCGGCGACAUCUCCGGAGGUCAGAGGGAAGCUUGACGAUAAGACGGUUCUUUUUGAACCGGUUGGGAAAGCGCACGGCGGGGAUGCAAAGUGUCGUAGUGACGAGCUAUCUAACAAGUUGUGGGAGUGGACGGUGAAGGAGGUUGGUGUUGAAGUUGAGUGA